AUGACGUUGCAAGGACACAACACGUUCAACUUCUGCUUCUCCACAGCUGGAUUUAUCGCUUGCUCAGCAAUCGUUCUGCUUUGCAGUUCCGAAGUCCUAUCCAGCUGGGAGGAAUGGUGGACAUACGAUGGCAUUUCCGGUCCUAGCUUCUGGGGCCUCAUCAAUCCACAGUGGAACAUGUGCAACAAAGGACGACGCCAGUCACCCAUUGAUGUGGUGCCCGAUAAGCUGCUCUUCGAUCCGUACCUGCGAACGUUGCACAUUGACAAGCACAAGGUUUCCGGCACGUUGCACAACACUGGACAGUCGCUCGUCUUUCGCGUGGACAAGGACACAAAGCAGCACGUUAACAUAUCCGGCGGUCCUUUGGCCUAUCGCUAUCAAUUCGAGGAGAUUUACAUACACUACGGCACCGAGAACAGUCGCGGCUCCGAGCACUACAUACAGGGUUACAGUUUUCCCGGCGAGAUUCAAAUCUAUGGCUUCAACAAGGAGUUGUAUCACAACAUGUCCGAGGCACAGCACAAAUCUCAGGGCAUUGUCGGACUCUCGUUGAUGGUGCAAAUUGGCGAGACGCCCAAUCCCGAGUUGCGCAUCAUAACGAGCACAUUCAAUAAGGUGCUCUACAGAGGCUUCUCGACGCCCAUUCGUCACAUAUCGGUGAGGUCGCUUUUGCCGAAUACGGAUCAUUAUAUCACGUAUGAAGGAUCCACCACGCAUCCGGGCUGCUGGGAGAGCACCGUCUGGAUAAUAGUUAAUAAACCCAUCUAUAUCACGAAACAAGAGUUAUAUCAACUCCGACGACUGAUGCAAGGCUCCGAGAGUACACCGAAAGCUCCAUUAGGUAAUAAUGCACGACCCGUGCAAACUUUACACCAUAGAACCGUAAGGACGAACAUAGAUUUUAAGCGUCAUAAGCAAAAUCAAAAUGCAUGUCCUUCCAUGUCAAAGGAUAUGUACUAUCGAGCGAAUCGUUGGUCACCCGAUACGGGACUUUUGAUACGUUGACAACAACAACAACAAUGCACAA
Messenger RNA from Drosophila innubila, 1030 nucleotides. It is a transcript of the gene CARPA, whose product is annotated as carbonic anhydrase-related protein 10. The coding region runs from base 1 to 1008 and encodes 335 amino acids. NCBI's taxonomy places the organism in Eukaryota, Metazoa, Arthropoda, Insecta, Diptera, Drosophilidae. The record is from RefSeq and is a predicted model, not a curated record. Gene Ontology annotation, molecular function: zinc ion binding; carbonate dehydratase activity. The transcript is spliced from 8 exons.